Molecule: messenger RNA, 4076 nt
Organism: Ooceraea biroi (clonal raider ant)
Lineage: Eukaryota; Metazoa; Arthropoda; Insecta; Hymenoptera; Formicidae
Product: RNA-binding protein 24
Cellular component (GO): cytosol; nucleus
Molecular function (GO): mRNA 3'-UTR binding
Source: RefSeq, a predicted model, not a curated record
ACGUGGGCCCUCGUCGAUGUCGGUUCUGGUUCGCGCGCGUUCGUAAAAAAGCACCGUUCACUAGUACGGUUAGCGUGCGGUGGCCAAACAGAAACCACUUGACGUAACCGAGUGUCCACAGCGGUCGCGCGCAUCUCGCCGAUCGAAUCGAUAUCGGCCCCUCUUCCCAAGUGCAUUGUGCUCCCAAAUAGAUCGCGUGGAUCACGUAAACUAUCACGAGAGACCCGUAACGUCGGUGUGUACUACUGAUUGUGUACCAUCAUUAGGAUUAUUGCAGCAGUAGUGUAGUGCGACGAACGGUGCACCUACGACGCGACGGCAGUAUAAAACAGAGAGGGUGUCUAAAUGCUGCACGGCUCUUGGCGUGAUUAACGUUGACUGAGGUAUCAAAGACAGUGUCAAGAUUGAGCAAGUCGUUGUUCCGUCCGGCGGUGAUCUCGCCAAAAUUUGGAGGAUGCUGAUGCCGGGUGCCGCGGGUCUCGGUGUGGGUGCAGUUGGCGCUGUGGGUGCUGUUGGGGCCCCAGCACCCGACGAAUUGGUGCAAGGGCUCGGGGCCUUGGCUGGUACCACACCGCAACAGAAAGACACGACAUGGACGAAGUUGUUCGUCGGUGGUCUACCCUACCAUACUACUGAUAAGAGUCUUAGGGAACACUUCAACAUUUAUGGGGACAUCGAAGAGGCCGUCGUCAUUACAGACAGACAAACUGGCAAAAGCAGGGGUUACGGUUUUGUAAUUAUGGGAGACAAACUAGCGGCAGAGAGAGCAUGCAAAGAACCCAAUCCCAUCAUCGACGGUCGCAAAGCAAACGUCAAUUUGGCCAUUCUCGGAGCUAAGCCCAGGGGUAAUUUGCAAACGACAUUCCCGUUUGCUGCAGGCAUCCGAGCUGGUUACCCAGCAGUGCUUCCUAGCCAAUACGGGUUACCGGGCUACGUGUAUCAGUCACCCUACCUGGCGGCCGCUGCGCCAGGUGGUCUGGUACCACUUCCGGCGACGCAGUUGAGCCACGCAGCCGCCGUCGCCGCGGCAUCGCAGUUCUACGACUACCAGAACGCGGCUGCAGCCGCCGCGACCUACCCUGGCACGUCGUACAACUUCGCCGAGGCGUACCCGUACACCACCGCGGCCGCGGCUGGUACGUGUUUGAAUACUGUCCAGAGCAAGGGUAGCAACAGCUACCCGUUACACCAACACCAACACCACCACCAGCAGCAACAGCAGCAAAACGGUCCCGCGACGUUGGCGCAACAGCAACGGUUGGAGAAAGCUCUCCUACCGCAAUUUCUGCCGUCCGUGCUGCGUGACUACGCUAACGCAGCAGCAGCGGGUUACGUGGCUCCGUACACCUACGCUACGUUACCAGGUGCCGCGGGACUGCCAGCGGCGGCUGCAGCAGCGGCAACAGCAGCCGGAGCAGCCUUCCCAGGCUUGCCGUACCAGACGACACCUCAGGAGGCCAGAUUGCAAUAAAGCGUCAAAUGUCAAACCGCCACGAGACAGUUGCAGUCGCACUUUCUACGAGAUAGAAACGCUCGGGGCAGUACGAUACGCUCGAUUCUCGAUUGCCGUCCUUUAAGGAUCAGCUCGUCCUCAUCAGCUUCCUGAAUCGUUCAUUACUCCCCGAGACUUCUAUGUUCCUCAUUACGGCGAGCCUAUCUGCGAAUCGCCAGCGAGAGAUGGAGAAUACUGUGCUUGACGACGCCUUCUUCACCACUAGGGACUCCUCGCUAUGUCUACGACGUUCACUCUUCCUUUUUCGUCUCCCUGAUUGAAUCUUCCUUCUUAACUUUCACCGCAAAGCCGAUACUAGCGUGCUCGACCAACGCGUGUAGCGAAACUUUUUUUUCGAAAAACGAAUAACAAUCUUUAGGAUUACGAAUUAUUAGGUUGAUGCAAAAAUUGCGAUUUUUGCUGUUCAACCGAUAUGUUAUCUGUAAUCCGAAGGGCUGAUGAGCUCGUUCGGAGAAUGCUCAUCUCUCGAUGUAGAAACUCGAACGAUCUGGAAUGGGGGUAAGCGAAUGUACUUUGGCUCGUGUUCAAGAACGUGCGCGAGAAAGUUCGUCGCAGGUUUUUGAGCACGACGCUAUCCAGUAUCUAAUUUGUAUUUCACAGCGUCACAAAGCAAUGCGUCGAGAUGCCUAAUUAUGCCUGUUACGGCUCUCAAAAUUUGAAAUUUGAGCUCAUGGAGAUUUGAGGAUUCUCAAGUUUCUCGUGCACUGAUUCAUUUUCGUCGGUGAUUUCUAGACCUGCUGCACAUUCGAUGAUCUUCUUUCUUUGUUGAUUAAUCUGGAUAGUAUUUUUGAAGGUAUACGUCUAGAUUAUUUUCUCUUGGAGGCAUAAAUUGUAUUAGUACAAAAUGUAUCUUCGACAAAGUUCAUCGAAUGUGCUAGGGACACUGAUAAAAAUUUAUGCACGAGCUUGACGACGACGUUAAGAUCGUUGAGGCCGAAGAUGUCCCCGUAAAACACGUAUUCUCGAGAACAAUGCGUUUCAGUUCUUAAAAGCAAACUCUGAGCAACUAAUAUUUCUAAUUCUUUCGGCGCUCAAGCUGAUAAAUAUAUCUAUAGAGCACAGAGCAUGUUACAAGAAAGUAAUAUCUUCCAACCGUCUACCGUCUAUCUCUUAUUUUCUGCGCAUUGCUUGUCUCGGCCCUCUGUUGUUUAUCAGAACGUAAGUUGAUUUAUAGAUAUCAUAUUGUAUCGAUAUUUAUUAUAAACUAUAUAGAAUAUUACGAGUAUUAGUAGUUAGGACGUUAGCCGAUUUAUACCAAGAUCACCAAGGCGUGAUUUAAAAAGAAAAAAAGUCCGAAGCAUGCACGAACAUCGAGAACGUUUAAUGCAGUCGCAGUGGCCUUAAAAUCGCACAUUUCAGCGAAACAAAGUGUCUUACUUUUGAGGCCUUGUUUAUGUUGAUUAAUCGAUUAAAUAUAUUGAGCGAAGUGACACCGACCAAUUUUCUGACGAUGCGUACCCACCGAGGAUCAAGGAGCGAACGAAUUUCAUUGACAAUCAGCCGUUAUUAAUAUAAUAUGCAAAUUGAAUGCUCCUUCACUUUUUGAACGAAACGUUGAAUUUCCUAACUAUUAAGUGACUCUGUCACGUUGGUUGAAAGCGUCUGUGUCCGUUUUAAAGGUAUUGCCUCAUUGCUAACGGCAAUAAUUUCCUGAUGCUCGAUCGACCUGUCUUUACCUUGAAGCAUGUUCGUUUACUCUGAAUGAUUCAGUGCCUUAAUUAGCACAGUCGAGUAAUCGUUAAUGAUUAGAAACUAGUCAGCGAUCUGUUAGCGCAACGCUCGACGCGCCAACUCGUGUACAGGUGUGAGGCUCAACGAAAGGGUGAGGAGCUAAAGGAAUAUCAAAAAUCGUAAUCAACUUGGACUGGGUUGUGAGGAAUGUGGUUAUCUAGUCCCAAACCCUUUCAAACCUUUGAACGAGGUUAAAGCUCGGUUUGCUAGAUUUAUAAGUAGAGAUUAACGAUUACCAGGGAGGAAACCAAAAGCGAAACUCUCUUUGUAAAAAGUGAAAAAGUGAAAAACGUUCACAGGAGACCGUAGCGUUAAGUAUUAUUACGUAACGUAAUAGGAAAAUAAAUUAUUAUUAUAUUAUUUUAUUAUUAUUAUUGUAUUAUUAUAUUAUUAUUAUUCUCAUUAUUACUUCUUUAUUAUUGACAUGAUCAUAAUGACCGUUUUAUUAUUACUAUUAUUAUUAUUAUCACUAUUAUUAUUAUUAUUAUAAUUAUCACUAUUAAUAUUAUAUACAUUAUUGUUCAUGUACUUAACAAAGGAACAGAAUGUAUACGUGAUUAAGAAAGUUUGUUAUAAAACCAUGCUGAAGCUUCCGUUGCAAGUGAAGAUGAUGGUAGUAGAAAAUUUAACGAUAAAAACGAUGGAGGGACGUACUUCGGUAGUACGUGCUUCUUCUAAAGUACGAUCUUCUUUUCGAAUGUCCUGUACUUCUCUAAGAUUAAUUGUAUAUAGGCUUAAUUAUAUAUUAUAGAUAGGUUGUAAUAUAUAUAUUGCCUGUUAUCUUCAAUAAUAUUAAUAUACACUCUAUUAAUAGAUUCACAAAGAUCGAAAA